GCUAGUGUUGUUUCCGCUAGUGGUAAAAUUGAUCAAAUAUAACUACUCCUUAUAAAAGUAAGUUUAAAGUAGAAAGGACAGAGCGGCUCUGACAGUAACACGGUGUGCUGCACCGUGAAUGCUGCUGUGAGCUUUAAACGGCUCCCAGGUGAACUCUCCUUCCGUGGCGGGAUCAGAGUUGAUGAGAGCCGGUUUACUGGCUGUCAGGGAGCCGCUAUCAGCCUAAUCACAGCUGAACUGUGACCCCGGACCUCUGGACUCCGUCGCAGUAAAACUUGUGCGGGUUUUCUUCUGUUUCUCUAUUCGAGCCAAGAUGAAGAGGAGACUCCUGCUGGUGUCCAACUCCACUUUGCACGGCAGUGGUUACCUGGAGCACUGUCAGCAGCACAUCUCCAGCUUCUUUGGAAAAGACGUGAAGAGGGUGCUGUUUGUUCCUUAUGCUCUCCAUGACAGAGACGCCUACACUAAGUUAGCCAGGGACAAGUUUAAGACUCUCGGUUAUGAGGUGGACAGCAUCCACGAGGCCUCAGACCCUGUUGAUGCUGUCCGGAAGGCCGAGGGCAUUUUUAUAGGUGGAGGCAACACUUUCCGGCUGCUGAAGAGUCUUUAUGACAACAAGGUGGUGACGGAGAUCAGGAAGAGAGUGAUGGAGGAUGGUGUCCCCUACAUGGGCUCCAGUGCAGGCACUAAUGUGGCCACCAUCAGCAUCAGUACCACUAACGACAUGCCCAUUGUUUUCCCUCCAUCCUUCUCUGCCAUUGGUCUCGUCCCCUUCAACAUCAACCCGCACUACCUGGACACCGACCCCACCAGCCGCCACAUGGGGGAAACAAGAGAGCAGAGGAUCACCCAGUACCACGAAGAACCCGAUACUCCGUGUGUCCUGGGUCUGAGGGAGGGCUCCCUGCUGCUAGUGGAGGGAAACAAAGCCACACUGCUGGGAACCACUAAGGCCAGACUGUUCACCAGGAAAAAGCCCACAGUGGAGUAUGAACCAGGCAGUGACCUUAGCUUCCUGCUAACUGAUGCACAAUGAUCGGUCAAAUGGAAGCAAGACGAGGAACACAAAGUUUUUAAUGUCUCUGGUUGGAACAGAAUAAAGAUUUUAAGGAAAUGUC
This is a messenger RNA of Oreochromis aureus, 1118 nucleotides long. RefSeq lists its product as uncharacterized. Gene Ontology annotation, biological process: proteolysis. Bases 314 to 1036 code for a protein of 240 amino acids. NCBI's taxonomy places the organism in Eukaryota, Metazoa, Chordata, Actinopteri, Cichliformes, Cichlidae. The record is from RefSeq and is a predicted model, not a curated record. Gene Ontology annotation, molecular function: serine-type peptidase activity. The transcript has 8 exons.